CUCUCCCUCCUCCCCCCCUUCCUCCGUCAUUCUGCUCAGACGGCCGAGCUGAGCGCGCUUGCCGCACAUCAUGCUUACGAGACGCAGCGUGAAGAAAAACACCGUCCCACGGGAAAGCUCGGGCACGGAAUCUCCCUGCUGGACCCGGAUCUGGAGCUGUGCAUAAAACCGCCAGGAGACGCCGACGGCAUCAGCCGCGCAUCAGCUCUGCGGUGAUUUGAGCGGAGGAUCAGCCCCUGCAGCUCCAGCCCCCCCUCUCAUCUUCCUGCAGACCCCCUGGUGUGCACAACCCUGCCAUCACACACGGAGAGAUCCGUCCUACCUUUUAAAAAAAACACAACAACAACAAAAAAGCAGGUUCUGCGGGACAGCAGCAAGCGCUCAUAGGGGAGCAGAGACGUAAAGAAGAGGAUGGAGGCCCUGACGUCUGUGCUGAAGAGCCACCCGGGCCCGUCGGUUCUGGUCUUCUCUCUGCUUUUCAGGGUGGCCCACAAGCUGCUGCAGAGGCUGCCAGUCCCCAAGGUGGUGCAGCAGGACGCCUUCCGCUCCUGGAAGUGGCAGAACCUCUCCGUGUCCAUGGUGCACUCGCUGCUGACUGGGACCUGGGCCCUGACCUGUGUGUUGAUCUGGCCCGAGACACUUAGCAACAUCCACAAGUAUCACAACCCUCUGUCCUACCUGCUCAUCUGCGUUUCCACAGGAUACUUUGUGCAGGAUGCAGGUGAUAUAAUUCUGACAGGACAUGGCAGAGGAUCAUGGGAGUUCUUGCUCCAUCACGCGAUGGUGAUUUGGUGUUUCCUGUACGCCCUCUACACUCAGCUUUACAUCGCCGGCGCUUUGAUUGCCCUCUUCGUAGAGGUCAACAGCGUCACCCUGCACUUGCGGCUGAUGCUGAAGCUGGCCGGCGCCCAGUCCUCCUCCAUGUACCACGUCAACAAGUUCGUCAACCUCUUCACCUACGUCACAUUUCGUCUUAGCACCCAGUUCUACCUCACCUGGUACAUCUUCGACAACUACUCCUGGCUGGAUCAUGGCGGAUACUUCCUCGUCACCAUGAUGGUAAUGAAUAUCAUGAUCGUGAUUUAUUUCUACCGUUUGCUCCGUGCCGACUUCUUUCCAAGAAACAAGAUCUACAUGGGACAGAACGGCACGCACAACAACAACUCCAAGAAGUUUCUCAGUGACUGAUCAGGAGAGGUUUACAGGACUGCACCAUGUCUGUAUUUAAGAUAAAAGUUCACAGUUUUUGUUAGGUUUUCAUUUACGCAAUUCACUGCCAAAGGAUAAACUCCCCAAAACACUUGGUAAGUAAAAACUGACAAACCACUGAAAUUGUACAAGUUUUAACAUUUGGGACAAUGUUUUAUCAGUUGGAAUAUCUAAAAGGAGUUAUUUUGUAAAAAUGUGAUCAGUAUCUCUCUUAAACACUUUCCUACUAAAGGUUAAAAUGUAAGAUUGGCAGGACUCAUGCUUUAGGCUCCUGCAAACCCAGUUUUCUUACAAGCCCAUAUGGAGCAUAAAAUAACCAUAUAAAAAAUAACAUCAAGCAGGUAGGAUAGCACCUACAGUAAGUGGGAUUUAACAUUAACUUUGUAUAUAAGCACUGUGUGCUGUUGGUUGGUAUGCUUACAUAAGGAGGAAGGGAAGCUGGACUUUUAGGAAGGGCGAUCUUAAAGUGACAUGCUAAAAGAUGAUAACAAACAGUAUGAUGUAAAUAUAUUUCUGUUUUCUAUGAACAGGGAUUUUUUUAAUAGUGAUCCCCCUGGUGGUAUAUAGAGGUGAUAAAAGCCUCCUUUAAAGUUAAUGGUACUGGAACGGAUAGUUUAACACUUUGCAAAAUGCAUUAAUUAACAGUGAAAAGAAUGAAGACCAUCUCAUGUCUGUAAGCUAAAUAUUAAGAAUAUGCAAGUGAAUUCCCAUCAAUACCAACAAUGAAAAUAGCCAGGUUUUCAGCCAUAGAAGGACAAAAAUACACACUGCUUUUGCCAUUUUGUUUUUUUAAUGGCAAGACACCAAUCGGAAAAAAACAAAACAAUAAAGAUAAAACAUGUCAAGCUAUGGGCUUUAGAGACUUCCAUGGAUGCUACUAGCUUGUCCUAAUGUGGGCAAGUCAUGCACGUGGUUCGCCCAAAGCUAACAAUUUGCAGCAAAUAGCUGACGGAUUUUAUAGUAAAUUUUUGACUAAUUUGAACAAAAGUGUUUAUUUCUUGAUACUGGCAACACAUGCACUCUCAGAUAGUAAGCUAAACUCUGAAGUUAUAGCUGGUUAGCUGAACGUUUCCUGAAAAAACAUAACUGGUUUUCACUUUGAUAUGAUGCUAAUCAGUGAAAUGUCGUUAACAUUUUAGGUAUUGAGUUUAAAGAAGAUGAUAGAAAACUUUUGUUGGCUUUUUAAAAAAUCUUUUUCAUUCUUAUUCAUCUCCAGGCUAAAUGCUACAAGCUAACCUUCUAUUUAGCAUACAAACAUGAGAAUGGUACUGAUAUUUUCCAUAAACUCUCUCUCAGCAUCAAAAUUUCCAUAUAACUCAACCAAGAAAUAUAGGAAAAUUGCAGAAAAGUAAUAUUAUUACAAUUUAUCUUCAAUGGUACUUGGUGGAUUUGUAUCAUUUAACGUGAUGUUGCUAAUGUUUUGAGUCAGGUUGAUUGUUGCUGGCUAUUUUAAACGGGUGCUGGAUGUAUAUACAGGAGAGGUACUGACGUUAUUUAUAAUUUUUGAAUUAUUUGUUUGCAAAAAUGCUAACAUUUUCUGGUAAUGUUAAACUUGUGCAUUGAAGUAUAUGUUAAGUAUACUUCAGUACGUGUAUUUGAAAUGAAUAAUUGCGUAUUGUCUAUUGCUUUUUGUACAACAAACUCACUAUACAGUAUGUUGCAAUAUAUUUUACAUUCGCAUGGGAAGAAGUGUGUUUUUUUUUUUUGUAGAUUUUGACUAAUAUUGAUAUUUGGAACUUUCUGGAUUUGCCAUGUAAUAUUGUGUAAUUGUGUGGACCAAUCUGUCUGUCUCUAUGAAGCCAUUUCUUUAUUUAUGGCUGAAGAGAUGCUGGACAGGACCGAUUUGUCCAGGACCAAUUGAACUGCUAACACACUAUAAUGCAAGAUUAUUUGUGGUCCUUUUAUAGCUCUUUGAUAAAGUGUGUUGGUAUCUGACUCCAGUGGAGCUGAAGCUGGAUCUUCCUGCCAUCUGACAGCUGCUCAUCAGAAACCCCGAAAAAAAGUCUUUAUAAGGAGCAGGCAGCAGCAUAAUCACGUGUGGUCACUGUGUAUCUCCUUUUGCUGGUUUGAAUAAUUAUACUUUCGAGAUGAUCAUCUUUUAAAGACUGAAUCAGACAAAAAUGUGUCUCCUCAUCCUCCUCUUUUUUUCAGAAAUGGAUGUAAAGUACUUUGUAAAUAUUGUCCUUAAUUGUAGAUUUAUUUUGAUCCUUUUUUUAAAAAAAAAGCUGUGCAUGUUUCUUGGCUUUAAAUGGACUCUAUUCCCUUAGUCAUCGCUGCUGAUGACAGUAAAAUAACUUUUGGCAAGUUUGUCAAUCAGACAUAACAUUCAGUCCCCGCCUUCUUAACAAAGGGCCUUUGUAAUGGAGCUGAAACAUGGACAAGAAACAUCUGAGGGUGUUUGCAGUGCAGCAUUCUGGGACAUUAGCAAUAGAAACUUUUGAUUUAUUCAAAAAAAGCAUAAGUACAUUACAAGUAUUAAAUCAGAAUGUAGCAGUGUAACAAAAUGAGCCUUGUAACUCACUUCACCAGUCAGUAGUCAUAAUUUUGUGGCUGAGCAAUGUAACCUUCAUUUUCUGUUUCAAUGCCAAGACAAGAAGACAUAGACGGAGCUGGGUGCAUCUGACCUGUAUUACAGUGCCUUCACACCAAAGUGCCUUUUGAAAAUAAGCAGACCACAAUAAAUCUACAUUGACUGCACAAUGAAGCGAAGCAGAGAGAUAACCCAUUUGCAACCGACAGUUAAUUUAUUUUGACCAUGAGCACAAUAAUGUAAAUGUAUCUUGUGUUAAAGUGAUCUAUAGCGGCCCUGUCUUUCAAAUCAUUGAGUGAAUAAAAAUAUGUUAAAAUUUCA
Molecule: messenger RNA, 4060 nt
Organism: Fundulus heteroclitus (mummichog)
Lineage: Eukaryota; Metazoa; Chordata; Actinopteri; Cyprinodontiformes; Fundulidae
Gene: tlcd1
Product: TLC domain containing 1
Exons: 4
Coding region: 412-1188 (258 amino acids)
Biological process (GO): phospholipid homeostasis; regulation of membrane lipid distribution; membrane assembly
Cellular component (GO): plasma membrane
Source: RefSeq, a predicted model, not a curated record